AUGAGCAGUACAAACAAAUAUUUUAUUGGCGAAGAGCGACAACAACAACAACAACAGGAUACAUAUUCUUCUAUUAAUAUUCACGAUCAUUCAUUUCGUUUGAAUGAUAUGAUAGAAAUUAGUUUAAUAAAUAUAACAAAUCGAAAUUUAAAUGGUAGUCUAUAUUAUUCAAUAUCAAAUUUUGAAUAUACAACAUUAACAUACAAAAUUAGUAUGGGAUUUAUCUGUGCUUGUCUCUGUCUAUUAACAAUAACGGGUAAUCUCUUCGUACUUAUUACAUUUCGUCGUAUACGUAAAGUAGGCAAUCUGUUCAUCUUGAGUCUUGCUACUGCUGAUCUAAUUGUUGGCUGUUUUGUCAUGCCCAUUGCUGGAAUAUAUGCUAUUAUGGAAAAAUGGAAUAUGGGUCUUAUUCUUUGUCAGAUUUGGCUUUCAGUUGAUUUUACUGCUUCAACAGCAUCGAUAUUUAAUUUAUUGACAUUAAGUUUAGAUCGUUAUUGGUCUAUAACAUCUCCACUUCAAUAUCUCGGUAAACGAACACGAACACGAGCUUUAUUAUUAAUUGGUUUUGCUUGGGGUUUAUCUCUUCUAUGGGUUAUACCAAUAUUUAGUUGGCAUCAUUUUAAUAAUGGUACACGUUAUGUUGAAUCUGAUAAAUGUGAACCUGAAUAUACACAUUCAAAAGUAUUUAAAGUAUCUACAGCUGUAAUUAAUUUUUAUUUACCGCUACUUGUUUUAAUAUCAUUAAAUGGUCGAAUGUAUUUUGAAAUAAAACGACGUUAUAGAAAUGCUCUUCUACAAAGAUAUUCAAAUAAAGCGACUGAUUCUCCAAAUACUUGUAAAUUACAUCCAACAAGAAAAAAUUCUCGUAUACCUAUAACAAUGACAUUAUGUGAUAGUGAUCGACAGAUAUGUAAAACACCAAUGAACUAUAUAGAAAAUGAUAAUUUAACAACAAUACCACAACGUUUAUCAGUUAUUAAUGAUAAUAAUUUACCAUUACGAAUAAAUUAUACAGAGAAAAGAAAUCGUUCAAGUAUACCAGUUCCAUUAUCUACCAGUCGACAAUCAUCUUUAAAACAUACAUAUUCAUUUGCUGAAAAAAAUCAUUGUACACAGGAUGAAUUAUUAUGGUUUGCUCGUCAUGAUCAACCACGUUCAUCAUUAAGUCCAACACCAACAUUACGUCCACGUCGUACUGGAUCAAAACGUCGCUUAAAUGUUGAUGAACGAUGUUUUAAACAUACACAUGAUUGUCCUUCAUGUCGAUUCUAUUCAAAUGAACAAUUAGAAAUUUCUCAAAGACAUCAUCGUAAUUCCUAUCAUUAUUAUCAAACACAACCUCGCUCAUCAUUUCGUAGUUCAAUAAGUCGAACAACAUUAGUAUGUCGUCGUUGUUCAUUAAAUGAUGCAAUGAAAGCGACAACUACAACGACCACGACAACAACGCGUAUAUUUAAUUUAUGUCUGUGUUGUUCAGCCGCUUCAUCAGCUACAACUAUUCAUUCAGAUAUAGAUCCUUAUAAUAAUAAUAAUAAAACACGAACAUUAUCCGUGUCAUCGGCAUCAUCAAAUACAGGACGAAGAAAAAAUAAAACAUUAUCUUCUAAUUUGAAAAGAAAUAGUACAAUAUCAAAUAUAGUACCUCGUGCUAAUUCUUAUAUAUGUCGCCGUUCAUCAAGUAGAAUGAAACAAACAACUGUAUGGAAUCAACAAGAAAAAGCUUUUCGACAACUAUUUGCUAUUGUAUUUGGUUUUACAGUAUGUUUUCUACCAUAUUUUAUUUUAUAUAUGGUUGUUGCUUUUUGCGGUUCAUGUGUAUCCGAACGAUUUCUUACAGUAACUAUUUGGCUUGGCUAUGUUAAUUCAACUAUAAAUCCAUUUUUAUAUGCUCUUUCAAAUAAACAUUUUCGACAAUCAUUUAAUCAUAUUUUUAAACGUAAUCGACGACGUCAAUCAUAUUAUAAUUAA
Messenger RNA from Adineta steineri, 1968 nucleotides. The record is from the annotation of a GenBank genome assembly. Lineage: Eukaryota; Metazoa; Rotifera; Eurotatoria; Adinetida; Adinetidae.